Messenger RNA from Plasmodium berghei ANKA, 360 nucleotides. Its product is annotated as 60S acidic ribosomal protein P1, putative. Bases 1 to 360 code for a protein of 119 amino acids. The transcript is spliced from 2 exons. Gene Ontology annotation, molecular function: protein kinase activator activity; structural constituent of ribosome; ribonucleoprotein complex binding. Gene Ontology annotation, biological process: translational elongation; cytoplasmic translation. Lineage: Eukaryota; Apicomplexa; Aconoidasida; Haemosporida; Plasmodiidae. The record is from RefSeq and is a predicted model, not a curated record. Gene Ontology annotation, cellular component: cytosolic large ribosomal subunit; ribosome.
AUGGCAGCCGUCCCAGUAGCAGAAUUACCUGAAUGCGAAAAACAGGAACUUUUAUGUACCUACGCAGCUUUAAUAUUGCAUGAAGAAAAAAUGAGUAUAACUAAUGAAAAUAUCGUAAAGCUUAUUAAAAAAUCAAACAAUACAGUUUUACCAUACUUACCAAUGCUUUUUGAAAAGGCAUUAAAAGGAAAAGAUAUUGAGGGAUUAUUAAGCAACUUAAGUGUUGGUGGAGGUGCUCCAGCAGCUUCUGCACAAGUUGCCACUGAAACGGCGGAUGAUGGUAAAAAGGACUCUAAAAAAGAAGAGAAAGUAGAAGAGGAAGAAGAAGAAGAUGAUUUAGGUUUUUCAUUAUUCGGUUAG